This is a messenger RNA of Thalassophryne amazonica, 5982 nucleotides long. RefSeq names its product SNF2 histone linker PHD RING helicase (gene shprh). The transcript has 30 exons. The record is from RefSeq and is a predicted model, not a curated record. Gene Ontology annotation, molecular function: ATP binding; metal ion binding; ATP-dependent chromatin remodeler activity. Gene Ontology annotation, cellular component: nucleosome; nucleus. Bases 222 to 5210 code for a protein of 1662 amino acids. Gene Ontology annotation, biological process: nucleosome assembly; DNA damage response; protein polyubiquitination. Lineage: Eukaryota; Metazoa; Chordata; Actinopteri; Batrachoidiformes; Batrachoididae.
CGAGCAGUAAUUAUGGAAGUCUUGUCCUCCGGGCUUAACAACCGCAAAUAAACUAGAGUGCAGAAGUUGAAGUUGAAGUUGUUGUAAAAUGAAAAGCUAUUAUUAAUUGUGAAUAUUGUUGUUAUUUUGUUGCGCCUACGGAGCCCCGGAUAUGAAACUUGUUUUUAUGCAGCGAUAGAGGCCGGAGUUUGUUUGUGGAUGGCUACAAAAUAAAGUUAACCAUGAGUAGCCGAAGAAAGAGGGCACCCCCUGUGAGGGUGGAUGAACAAGCAAAAAAGAUGCUGAGUUGGAACAUGCUGGAGGAUCGUAGGAAUGAGGUGAUCCACAAUCAUGAUAAUCAGAUGCCAUCCUGCUCAAUUCUUUCCAUAGAUCCCACUCCAGACCACCAUCUGCUUCCCCUCAUUGAGGAUAUCACAGAGACUGCUGGUACAAGCUCAUCCCAGCAUGUGGAGGAACUACCCACCAAAUCAUCAGACAGCACCUCCAUCUCAGCGUCUCUGUCACUCACUGUGCUGCCAGCAUCCACAAUAGGGGUCGUUUGGAAGGCAAUUAUAGGAGAGUUCAUCAUCCACCCAGCUUGGCGUCCACCAGACUGUGAACAUAGAGUUUUUACGCUCCACAGGACAGGUAGUCAACUCUGCCUCAGCUACAACAGCUGUGAUGAGAGUUCACAGCCGCAGUGGAGGUCGGAUGGUGAUGCAUGCACAGCUGAGUGCAGCCUCAGUAGGAUCUCGCUGGAGGAUCUUGACUGGAUGCAAAAAAGAAGGGUGGUGCAACUCCACCACCAGACAAACGAAGAGUCAUUCAAAGUGGGGAUUUACCUGCUAGAAACUGGUCUAGGGAAGCCUGAGUUCCUCAGCGAGGGAAAUGCUCGGUUGAAAAAGGCAAAUCAGCUAAUGCAGAAGUUAAUGGAGUAUUUCUAUGAUUUCAUCAUUCCUGAGGUAGUAGAGAAUGAGGAGGAGGAGUGUGACACUGAGCUGGAGAGGCAGAACGUGGAGGAGCUUUAUGAUUACGUGAGGCGUGUGCACCAGAGAGACAGCCAGGAAGGGACCUGUGAUGUCCAACACAAGGCUCUCAUUCCUGUGCUCAGGCCGUAUCAGCAGCAAGCUGUUAACUGGAUGCUGAGGAAAGAGAAAUACAAAAACACGGCCAGUAAAGAACAAUCACUCCAUUUCCUUUGGCGGGAGUUGGUGACCCUGUGUGGCAAAAAGUUGUUUUACAACCCUUUUACUGGCUGCAUAAUCCGUGAAUUUCCUUUAGCUGGCAUGGAGCAGCCUGGUGGGAUCCUUGCUGAUGAAAUGGGGCUUGGAAAGACUGUGGAAGUGCUGUCUCUUAUCCUGUUACACACUCGUCAGGACGUGGAGCAAGAGGCCCUCACCCUGCCGGUGGGAAAAUCUGUGAAUUAUUUUGUUCCUCCCCCACCACUGGAAAGACAGAAAGUUAUCCGCUCCAAGUCAGAAGCUCAACCUAAAAUGAAAAUAUCCUACCCAACUCUGCGUGUCAUGCUGCUCACUGCAAUAAAGGAGAUGAGAACAGGCAAAGGAGCAUCAGUCAAUGCCAUCUUCACUUAUAUCCGUACCACUUACCGUUAUGACCUUUUAAAGAACCGCAACCACAUCAGGAAAACACUGAUGAAGCUGAUAAAUGAGGGCUUGGUUGACCGGGUCAAAGGUCGUGGCCUAGCAGGGUCAUUCAAGCUCGGGAAGAACUACAAAGAAACAAAGAAGACAUUUGCAGGAACAUCCAAAUCAAAUUCCAGAAACUCAGACAGCACACCCAGGAAACUGUUCCAGAGGCGAGCAAAAGAGAAGGCAGAAGCGGCGCUGGCAAACUCCCUUACAGAAGAUGAAAAAGAUGCAAAUUCUCCUACAGCUGACUUAAAGAAGGAACCAGGAGAAAGUCUGAACACCACAGUCGAUCAGUCACAUGACGUGCUGGAUAUUUCUCAGGGGUUGCCAUCUCUUUCCUCAACAAAUCUAACCAUGUCUCAGGAUAAAAGUGAGUCAAACACGCAGGAUAUACCAAGACUGGAUGAUCUACUUGAAGAAAAGGGAGAAACUCCACAGCUAGAUUUACAAGAAGAUACAGAAACACUCACCAGAGCAUCUUUGGUCCCUUUCAACACACCUGAUUACCGCUUUGAGUGUAUCUGUGGCGAGCUGGGUCUUAUUGACUACAAGGCCCGUGUUCAGUGCAUGAACUGUCAGCUGUGGCAGCACGCAGAGUGUGUCAACUACAAAGAGGAAAGCCUUGAAACAACUCCUUUCUACUGCCCACACUGCCUGGUAGCCAUGAAACCCGUGUCCACCGGUGCCACCCUCAUCAUUUCUCCAAGCUCCAUCUGUCAUCAAUGGGUGGAGGAGAUCAACCGCCACAUCAGGUCUUCUUCACUGCGAGUGCUGGUUUAUCAGGGUGUUAAGAAGCACGGAUUCAUCCAACCUCAUAUGCUUGCUGAGCAGGAUGUUGUCAUCACCACCUAUGACGUGCUGCGAUCAGAGCUCAACUACGUUGAUAUUCCCCACAGCAACAGCAAGGAUGGGCGCCGCUUCCGCAACCAGAAGCGCUACAUGGCAGUACCAAGCCCCCUGGUGGCUGUGGAGUGGUGGCGCAUCUGUCUGGAUGAGGCUCAAAUGGUCGAAUGCCCCACAGCCAAGGCUGCAGAAAUGGCUCUGCGUCUUGCAUGUGUCAACCGCUGGUGUGUAACUGGCACUCCGGUCCAGAGAGGCUUAGAGGAUCUGUAUGGGCUUGUGCUUUUCCUGGGAGUUGAUCCACACUGGGUGAAACACUGGUGGGACCAGCUGCUUUAUCGACCUUAUCGACGUGGAAACACAGAGCCCCUUUACAACCUAAUCAGUCAGUUAUUAUGGCGAUCAGCUAAAAAAGAUGUCAUUGAUCAGAUCCAGAUUCCUCCACAGACAGAGGAGGUACACUGGCUGCGCUUCUCUCCCGUAGAGGGUCACUUCUACCACCGUCAGCAUGAGGUCUGCUCCCAGGAUGCUCUGGUCAAACUCAGGAAGAUCUCUGACUGGAGCCUAAAACUUGGCAGCCUGGAUCGCCGCACUGUUGACACCAUCCUGUGGCCGCUGCUGAGGCUUCGCCAGGCCUGCUGCCAUCCACAGGCUGUUAGAGGGGAGUUCCUGCCUUUGCAGAAAAGCACCAUGACAAUGGAGGAGCUCCUGAAGUCCCUGCAGAAAAAAUGUCGUGUGGAGUGUGAAGAAGCUCACAGACAAUUGGUGUGUGCUCUCAAUGGCAUGGCUGGAAUCCACAUCAUCAGAGACGAGUUUGUUGAAGCAGCAGAGAUGUACAGAGAAGUUCUGCGCUCCUCAGAGGAGCACAAAGACAGACUGAAAACGGAUUCUUUACAGAGGCUUCAUGCUACCCACAAUUUGAUGGAACUUCUGAGUGCAAAGCAUGCUGGGAUACCUCCUACACUGAGAGAUGACCGACUAAGUGAGGAGGCUGAGCAGCUGAGACAGCACUACAUGACUAAAUAUGACUCUGAGGUGUCAGAUGCCCAUCAGGCCCUGCAGCCUGUGCUACAGAACAUCAAAGAGCUGAAGCGCAAAGUCAACUUGAACUCUCCGUGGUGGAUGGAUGUUAUACAGAAUGCGAUUAAAUGCUCUAUAGAUGAUGACCUGGUGUCCCGCAUCAAGAAUGAACUGACUUCCAGCUACAAAGAACAAGCCAAUAAACUCUCCAUGGCCGACAAGUUUCGUGAUGGUCAUGGACUCCAGUUUCUACUCACUACACAAAUGCAAGAUCUCAUAAAAUCCCAAAAGACUGUGCAAGGCGCAGUGAAGAGUCUCGAAGGCCCAGCUUCACAAAACGUGAUUGAUGAGGCGACUGUUUGCCACCUGAGGCCAAUGCGACUACCACUCAAUAAUUGCGUUUUUUGCAAAGCAGAUGAACUUUUCACAGAUUAUGAGUCCAAGUUGUUCUCUCAAACGGUGAAAGGUCAGAUGGCUAUCUUUGAAGAAAUGAUUGAGGAUGAAGAGGGGCUGGUGGACGAUCGCCUCCCCACCACCAGCAGAGGUUUGUGGGCAGUCAGUGAGACUGAACGAGCUCUGAAGGCGAUCCUGUCCUUUGCUAAAGUGAAACGCAUGGAUCCAGUGCUGGUGGAGGAAGGCAACACUUUUAUGGAGCUGUUUGAGAACUGGAAGAAGGAGUACAAGGUGCUACAUGAGUAUUGGAUGGUGCUGAGGAACCAUGUGUCUGCUAUUGAUGAGUUAGGAAUGGCCACAGAGAGACUACGUGUGCGUCUGCCUGAUGAGCCAAAGCCCAAACUGCCGCACAUCAUAGAACCACACGAGGUGGAGCAGAACAGAGUGAAGCUUUUGAACGACCAAGCAGUGGCCAAGUCUCAACUCCAAAAGAAGCUUGGCCAAUUUCUGUAUCUUACAAAUUUGGAAAAGUCCCAGGAUAAGUCUACAGGAGGCUUGAACCCAGAGCCAUGUCCCAUCUGCUCUCGACCCCUGGGACAGGAGUGGGCUGUACUAACAUGUGGCCACUGUUUCUGUAAUGGCUGCAUCGCUAUCAUUGUGGAGCAGUAUAGUGUGGGGUUGCGACGCCGUGCUAUCACAUGUGCCAUUUGUAGACAGACCACCUCCCACGCAGAGAUCUCCUAUGUGUUCACUACCCAGUCAUCUCAUCCAGACCAGGAAAUCCCAGUGAAGGGAAGCCACUCGACCAAAGUGGAGGCCGUGGUGAGAACCUUAAAGAAAAUUCAAGUGAUCGAUCCCGGAGCCAAAUGUCUCGUCUUCUCCUCGUGGCAGAGUGUUCUGGAUAUAAUUGCUAAGGCUUUGUUUGACAACAACAUGGAAUUCUCACAAAUCAAUGGAAUUCACAAAUUCCAGGAGAAUCUGAGUUCCUUCAAAUAUUCAGAGACGAUCAACAUUCUUCUCCUCCCUCUCCACACGGGCUCCAAUGGGCUGAAUAUCAUUGAAGCAACUCACGUGUUGCUGGUUGAGCCCAUCCUCAACCCAGCUCAUGAGCUCCAAGCUAUAGGCAGGGUGCACCGUAUCGGCCAAACCAAGCCAACAUUUGUUCAUAGAUUCCUCAUCAAAUCAACGAUCGAAGAACGAAUGCAAGCAAUGCUGAAGACUGCAGAAAAAAGUCACAGCAGCACGGCCAUGAAGCACUCUGAGGCUGCAGUACUGACGGUGGCCGACCUCGCUGAUCUAUUUACAGACGACUCUGAACCUCUGGAGUGAACCUGAUCACCGUCCUGUACUCAGAGGGAACGUCAAUACACACAAGUAGGAAAAGACCAAAACUCAAAAAAAAAAAAAAAAAACCUUUCCACUGAUGAGACAAAUUGUCUGACUUUGCACAUUCCACUUUUUAUGUCUUUGCAUCAAAAGCUAUUUUAUCAACUCACUAACAGUCGACUGCAGCUAUGUGUGAAGAAUUCACAUUUUAAAUCUUGACACAUUUGUGGUUUUACCUUCCUUGUUAUAAUUGUUGUACUUCAGUCACAAACUGAACUGUUCACAUAUGUUUGAUUAUCACAUGACGAGACUGUACAAUAUUUAUUGAUUGUAUUAAUGUAAUUUGAUAAAUGUGUGCAUUCAUAAAGAACUUUGUAUGUGAAGAGUUGGAAAUGGAUUGAUACAAAUGCUUACGUAACAUCAGUAAUUUGGGUUUUUCAGUAAAUAAAACUGACUGUUGACAGUGUAUCAGCAACUCCUGUCCAGUUCUGCUCUGUCGCUGCUUUUACUGGAAUUCAUGCGUAAUAAAAACAGAAAGCAGAAAGAAAGAUGUGGCUCUUUAUGACAGAAGGAAAGAGAUGUUAGAGCAAUUAUUUUCUUGCAGGUAAUGUUUAGAAAUCUUUUUGCCUGGUAAUGCCAGACAGUUCUAACACCUUAACUUGUUCUGUUUGCUUGACAACAAUCCCCCCCACUACCAUCACAAUAUUCAGAGUCUUUGAGAAUAAUCUUCUAAAUUAACCUAAACAAAAUGUGAACAGAAUUUUGUUAAUUUUCA